AUGUCCACAAAAAUCCGUAAGGAUAACGGAAAUGUACUGAAAUUUAAAUUUUUUUUCUUUAAAGAUCCAAAUCUUUACGAUGACGGAAAUGUUUGUCUAUCAAUUUUGAAUACUUGGCGUGGUCGGCCAGAAGAACGUUGGAAUGCUGACACUUCCUCUCUUUUGCAAGUACUUGUCUCCAUUCAAUCUUUAAUUCUUGUUAAUGAACCGUAUUUCAAUGAACCUGGUUAUGAAAGAUGGCGAAAUUCCCCUGCUGGCCAACAGGCAUCGCGGGAAUAUGAUGCUAAUAUUAUGCAAAUGUGUGUUAGAUGGGCAAUGGUUGAACAAAUUCGGGUAUUUUUUUAA
Molecule: messenger RNA, 345 nt
Organism: Meloidogyne enterolobii
Lineage: Eukaryota; Metazoa; Nematoda; Chromadorea; Rhabditida; Meloidogynidae
Source: the annotation of a GenBank genome assembly